UUGAGCUUUUGCACUUGACCCAGCAUUUGGUGUCUCCCAGCGCAUCCUCAGCACAAUGUACAUUAACACGGCAGAGCUGUUCUCCUUUAAUACCCGAGUCUCUAACGAGCUGCUUCACCUCUCUGGCCUCCAAGCUGGGGCCAAAGGCAGAAAUCGAGCUGCCUUGCAUUUAUCUAAAGAACAGACGCUGCUUUCCAGAGCAGUUCCUUUCUGCAUCGCGUUCCGAUGUUCCCACAGGAUUUCUCUCCUGGGGAUUUAUUUCCCUGAUUCAUUUUAUUUCUGUGCAAAUUCAUCCUACAGAAGCGAUGGAUGGAGACAACCUGACGGUUUUGUCCGGCUUCAUCCUCUUGGGUUUCUCUGAUGCCCCAGAACUACAAACCACCAUCUUCACCAUUUCCUUAUCCCUCUAUGUUUUAAUGGCGCUGGGGAACCUGGUGAUGAUCCUGCUCAUCAACACCGACCCCCAGCUCCACACCCCCAUGUAUUUCUUCCUGAUCCACUUGUCUUUCAUAGAUUUCUGCCUCUCCUCCACUGUCAUCCCAAAGGCGCUGGAGACGUUCCUGCUGGGGAGGAGCCACAUCUCUCUUUUGGGUUGCUUUGCACAGAUCUACUUCUUUGUUGCUCUGGUCAUCUGUGAGUGCUCCCUGCUGGGGGUGAUGGCUUUCGACCGAUAUGUGGCUGUUUGCAAGCCGCUGCUUUACACCACCAUCAUGUCCAGGGCACGUUGCUACAGCUUGAUGGUGCUGGUGUACACCACGGGCUUCCUCUCCUCCCUGGUGCACAUCGUCCUGGUGGGGCGGUUGUCCUUUUGCCAGGAGAGGAACAUCAACCACUUCUUCUGCGAGCUGCCCACCGUCCUGCAGCUCUCCUGCUCCAAUGCCCACACAAACGAGAUCUUGCAGGUUUCUGAUGCCGUUCUCACCGACGUGGGUUCUAUCCUGAUGAUCCUGGUUUCUUACACCUACAUUAUCUGCACCAUCCUGCAGAUGCCUUCAGGCAGGAGCAGGCUGAAAGGUUUCUCCACCUGUACCUCCCACCUGGUUGCCAUCACCAUCUUCUACGCACCGAUUAUGCUCACCUACUUCCAGCCUCGCAAAGCGUGCUCGCGGGACCAGGCAAAAGUGGUUUCAGCCUGUUACGCCCUGCUGACCCCCACCCUCAACCCCCUCAUCUACAGCCUGAGGAACACAGAGGUGAAGGGGGCCCUGAGGAGGCUGUGGGUGCGAAAGCUGGUGCCGCGACUCUCCAGGCUGCGAAAAUGCAGCUGAAGCUCUUUGGUGCUUUGGUGGUAAUGAAGGAAUAGGAGUUAUUGGGAUGCUUAAAGAGGAAGGGAUCAUGUAACAAGCAGCACGAGAACCAGCACAAUGAACUGUUAUGGAUGGUGGAAUGUGUCCAUCCAGGUGAAAAUCUGGCUGUGACCUCGGAUGCCAUUUCUGACCAAUGUCUAGGAGAACCAUCGGAAAGCAGAGAGCCAUGGUGUUGGCUCCAGGGACCCGGAACCGUGCUUUUAUGUUUGAUGAACUGCACAAUUUCUGGUAGAACCUGUAGUUUGUAUGAAAAACAAGUGAAUAAACUUUAUGUUUUAAAAUAAACCUCUUUCUCAAUUGUGUUUUCCUAAAAGAACUGGAAUGGAAAAUGAACAAUGAAUGAAUGAAAAGAACAAUGAAUGUAAUGGAAACUCC
Molecule: messenger RNA, 1682 nt
Organism: Cuculus canorus (common cuckoo)
Lineage: Eukaryota; Metazoa; Chordata; Aves; Cuculiformes; Cuculidae
Product: olfactory receptor 8I2-like
Exons: 1
Coding region: 306-1268 (320 amino acids)
Biological process (GO): G protein-coupled receptor signaling pathway; sensory perception of smell
Cellular component (GO): membrane
Molecular function (GO): odorant binding; G protein-coupled receptor activity; olfactory receptor activity
Source: RefSeq, a predicted model, not a curated record